AUGCAAGAGGUUUAUUCAAAAUUGUCGCCUUUCUUGGCUGAACGACCGGCUUUGUGGUUUGCGAAGGCAGAAGCAGUAUUCUAUGUAUCAGGAAUAACUGACGAUGAAACAAAAUAUAACUGUGUGAUUUCACAUAUUGAUGCAAGUGAAGCUAAGGAUCUUGCUACGCAUACUCCAACGAAAGGCAGUCGAUACGAGUGGAUAAAGGAAGAAAUAUUGCAGCGUUUCUCACGAUCGGAAGCGCGAAUGCGACAGAUAUUUGAUGACGAACUAGGGGAUAGACGGCCGUCACAAUUUCUGCGUACCUUGAAGUGUUUAUUAGGUAAGGAUUCGGUUGAUGAUGCAUUUUUAAGACAGUUGUGGUUGCGACGGCUACCAAUCGACGUACAAGCAAUCUUGCAGACCCAAUGGGAUUUACCUAUUGAUAAAAUAGCCGAAAUAGCAGACAAAAUUAUGGAUGUCAAAUCUAUAUCGGUAAAGUCUCAAACACCUUCACCUGAAUUCAGUAAUUUAGAGAAACAAAUAGCUGAGCUCACAAGUCAAGUUGCCGCUCUCAAUGCUCAAUACGAAUAUAAACGUAAUCCGAGAAAUAGAUCUCAAUCUAGAAGUCAAAGCCGCAACCGCUAUAAUUCUACAAUAUGUUACUAUCACUGGAAGUUUGGGCGUGACGCUAAAAAAUGUACAAAGCCAUGCUCGUGGAAGUGA
Molecule: messenger RNA, 705 nt
Organism: Papilio machaon (common yellow swallowtail)
Lineage: Eukaryota; Metazoa; Arthropoda; Insecta; Lepidoptera; Papilionidae
Exons: 1
Coding region: 1-705 (234 amino acids)
Source: RefSeq, a predicted model, not a curated record